Messenger RNA from Aspergillus welwitschiae, 963 nucleotides. RefSeq lists its product as uncharacterized. The transcript has a single exon. Bases 323 to 544 code for a protein of 73 amino acids. Lineage: Eukaryota; Fungi; Ascomycota; Eurotiomycetes; Eurotiales; Aspergillaceae. The record is from RefSeq and is a predicted model, not a curated record.
CAGAAAGAAUGUUAGGUGAGCAAACCCUCAAGACACUAAGCAGGUUUGUAGAAUACCAAUUGCUCAUUUGCUUCUCGCAAAACGUGAUUUGAUUUUUACAGUUUGAGUAACCUGCAGCACAUUCUGAUAACUGAUCUUAAAGUAUCACUAAAAGCCUUGGCUACCUUCUCUAAUCCCCUAUCAAUGCAAUGAGGAUUCUAGGUGUCUCUGACUGUCACUUCUACAUCCCACACAACAUGCUGUAAGGAUGCAAGUACAUCGGUAGCGGUUCACUCACAUUUUCAGAGUUAAGCCUGGAUCUCAUGCUGAGACAAUCAAUGAUAUGAAGACAUCUUCCAUGUAUGUACGAAUGUUCAAGUUGGUUCACCACGUACGUUCAAUGAAAGCGCUCCCUAGACAAGGAUUAUCCCCUCUGUUUGGAGUAGUUUCAGGUGUGCAAGUCCCUGCGGCCCGCGCUAAGUGCACUCGCAGGGUACCGAAAGACAGAACGGAGAGACAGCCAGGAUAUCCUAGCUUCAGGUGCAAGGUCGGUGCGGACGAUUGAAAGCCAAGGCAAGCUUGUCAGCUUUGAGAGUCGGGGUAUCCUGGCUCCCUUGCUCGCAGCAGCCCUUUGUCGACGCAGAUUAGUGGACUAAAUAGGAAGGUCGAUAAUCCAUCGACCCGUAAGAUUUCGAAGAUCUUCUUCUCUUGCAGGGUUGCGCCAUUAGUUCGCGAUCGAGGCUUCCACGUCGCCCUAGCAGGGGAGCUGAUGCGUCCGGGAUUCGGUGUGCUCCUUUGCUUUUUCUAUUGGAAACGGUCCCCAAACAGAUCGCAUAGAUCCAUUUUCAUCAUCUUUCUGAUUUUAUGCUGUGGUCCAGAAGGAAGGCAUUAUUGCAUGAGCAGUUCAAGGAGUGUUCAGAACCCAAAGUGUCGCUGGCAUGUAGAGCCCAAAGACCGUCUUGACGCGAGGCGGGCGGCCCGUAC